AAAGUAAAACCUAUACAAUUUGUGAUAUAUUUAAGAAUAAUGGGAACCUUCGUUACUUACCUUACGCUGAUGUCUGCCGCCUGGGGAAUGCAGCUUUGUCCUCGACUCUAUGUUCCAUCGGGCCAGUUGGAUCUUAGACUGCAGAUCUCCAACAUUGCAAGCGCUUUUUUGGCGGCCAAUCUUUAUACUUUAUUCACGAUGCUGAUUCUACUGACGCCCUCGAAAAUGUUUACCAUCCAAACGGGACGAAACUUCAAGUGCCUCUUUGUGACUCCCUAUUUGCUGCAGUUCGUCAGCUGUUUCUGGGGCACUGUUCAAAAUGUCAAGGAGCUCCUCACUUCACCAGAUAUGUUGGUGCUCAAGGAUUAUGUCCCAGCCCACCUGAAAAUGAUUCUGAUCCUCGGACUGCAGCUCCUGGCAAUGAUAGAAAUGGGCUUUGUCUUAUUCUACAGCCUGAAAAAGGAACCCCACCAGGAGGCCAAAAAAAUUAAGCAAAAUGAAGAGGAGGGGCUGCAAAAACCAGGAGCUCCAAGAAGGAAUUAAAGCUCCUUCCUUCCGCCAAGCCAACUCCUUUCAACAAUUAGUAGCGGAUUAUUUGAUUAGCACGCUAAUUGCCUUGUCCUCUCAACACCGCACCAAAUAAAUUUUGUGAACACUUAUUUCUUAUCAGCCGCAAUAAAGGCGAGCCAAGCGGGAUUAAAGCCAACUGGGU
Messenger RNA from Drosophila takahashii, 712 nucleotides. RefSeq lists its product as uncharacterized. NCBI's taxonomy places the organism in Eukaryota, Metazoa, Arthropoda, Insecta, Diptera, Drosophilidae. The record is from RefSeq and is a predicted model, not a curated record.